AUGCCCACGAACGGAACCCACCAAGCAUUAAAAAUCCAAUUUGGAUUGAUCAAUUGUGAUAAUAAGUACCUGACAGCAGAAGCGUUUGGAUUCAAAGUCAACGCAUCUGGUGCCAGCCUAAAGAAGAAGCAAAUCUGGAUGUUGGAACAAGACGACGGCAACAACUCUGUGGUAUUUUUCAAGAGUCACCUUGGGCGCUACUUGUUGGCUAAUAAAGACGGCGAUGUGUCGUGUGAGGCCGAACAACCCAGUGUGGAUUGCAGGUUCACCGUGAUUGCACAUGCCGAUGGCAGAUGGUCUCUGCAGUCCGAACCCCACAAGCGGUAUUUUGGUGGAACUGAAGACCGUCUCUCGUGUUUUGCCCAGACCAUCACCGAGUCCGAACUUUGGUCCAUUCACCUGGCCAGUCACCCUCAAGCCAACCUUCUAAGUGUCAGUCGGAAAAGAUACGCCCACCUCUCGGCGCAGGAAGACGAGCUAUCCGCCGACAGCAACAUUCCUUGGGGCGUGGACGCCCUCAUCACCUUGGUCUAUCAGGAGAAGAAGUAUAGUAUUCAGACCAGCGACAACAGAUUUCUCCGGAAUGAUGGAAAGUUGAUUACAAAGCGCGAUUUGGGCACGAGCUACACUUUGGAAUUUAAAGCGGGAAAAAUCGCCUUCAAGGACCAUGAGGGGAAGUAUCUGAGUGCAUUGGGGCCAUUUGGUACUCUAAGAUCUGGCAGAAACUCCAAGCCCGGGAAGGACGACCUCUUCGACUUGGAGCAGAGUCAUCCCCAAGUGGUUUUACGAGCUUCUAAUGACCGGCUGGUGUCCAUCAGACAAGGUAUGAAUAUCUCAGCUAACCAAGAUGAAGAAACUCAUCAGGAAACUUACCAGAUGGAAAUUGAUAAAGAGACCAAGAAGUGCAUCUUGCGUACACACACAGGAAACUUCUGGACAUUGGUGGCUCAUGGAGGGAUCCAAUCCACAGCCACUGAAGUAGAUGCCAACUGUUUGUUUGAAAUAGUGUGGCGUGGGAGAAGAAUUGCACUUAAGGCCAACAAUGGCAAGUACAUCUGUACAAAGAAAAAUGGACAGCUUGCCGCAGUGAGUGAGUCAGCUGGUGAGUUAAACAAGAAGCAGAGACCCUGCACAAAGACUCGUACCAACAAUUUUGUCUAUUCUGCGGCAUUAGGCGAAGAUGAAGAGUUUACGUUGAGACUGAUUAAUAGACCUAUCCUGGUACUACGAGGAGAUCAUGGAUUUGUCUCUUAUCACAAAGGUUCUAGCACGCUUGAUGCCAAUCGAUCAGCUUAUGACAUCUUUCAGCUUGAGUUUGAAAAUGGAGCCUAUCACAUUAAAGGCUCUGAUGGCAAGUUCUGGUAUGUAUCCAGUACUGGGACAAUCUGCACUGACAGCAUCAUUCCUGAAGACUUUUACUUAGAAUUCAGAGAUCAUGGUCGACUGGCUAUCAAAGGAAAGAGUGGAAAAUAUCUGUGUGGAAACCAAGCAGGCACUCUUAAGGCAGAUGCAGAUGAAGUGGACAGUUCCUCACUAUGGGAAUAUUAA
Molecule: messenger RNA, 1548 nt
Organism: Hypanus sabinus (Atlantic stingray)
Lineage: Eukaryota; Metazoa; Chordata; Chondrichthyes; Myliobatiformes; Dasyatidae
Gene: fscn2b
Product: fascin actin-bundling protein 2b, retinal
Exons: 5
Coding region: 1-1548 (515 amino acids)
Biological process (GO): actin filament bundle assembly; establishment or maintenance of cell polarity; cell migration
Cellular component (GO): cytoplasm; actin cytoskeleton
Molecular function (GO): actin filament binding; protein-macromolecule adaptor activity
Source: RefSeq, a predicted model, not a curated record